Gregarina niphandrodes is the source of this 1740-nucleotide messenger RNA. RefSeq names its product alpha/beta hydrolase family protein. The record is from RefSeq and is a predicted model, not a curated record. NCBI's taxonomy places the organism in Eukaryota, Apicomplexa, Conoidasida, Eugregarinorida, Gregarinidae. The transcript has a single exon. Bases 1 to 1740 code for a protein of 579 amino acids.
AUGGGCGGCUAUGUGGCGGUGGAGUUCACCGUGCGUUUCAAACACUUGGUUAAACAGUUAGUCCUACUGAGUCCGGCUGGCCUGAUUGGCUACCAACCACGAGUCCUGCGACUGCUACGUCUACCCGUCGUUGGCUGCCUCUUCAUGCUGUUCGUACGCGGGCUGUACACCAUACUAUGCCUCUUCAUUCGCAACCGUGCCAUGGUCGGAUUCUACACUGCCGCGGACAGCGAAGAACACCUCGACCCUCUCGCACACGAUUGGAGACGCAUCAGCAAACGAAACCUUGCCAGCGCCAUGAAUUAUGCACGCGCACUUGACCUCUGGUGCAACACUAGACCCUUCUUUAAACUCUCCCGCGCUCUCUAUGGACCAACAGGCAAAAUCAACCCCGACCAUGACAAGGACUCCGCCGAACAACCCAGACUAACGAUGUCCACCACGACCUCGUCCACUCUCCCUUCCCCACGGCAAGGCUCUACAUCAACGGGGUUCCCCGGAGACAACAGAAGUUCUGACGGAAGACCCGGCACUGCACUCCAAGGUGGCCUCAUGUUCUGUUGGGGCGCUGAAGACGAGACCACACCUCACAAGGACUACGAGGAGUUCCUCAAAGACCUCUUCCCGGAUGCCGCGUGGGCCGUCUAUCCUGACGCCUACCACCUCGUGCUACAAGAAGCCGUCCCAGACAUCUUUCGAGACAUGUAUCAAUUCAUCAAAGGCAACACGAUCCGGGAACCAUACUCUAGAGACCUGCCUGUGGAACCGCAGUCUGUGGAACCGCAGCCUGUAGAGCCGCAGCCUGUGGAACCGCAGCCUGUGGGACCGCUGCCUGUGGAACUUCCGUGCAUGGUCCCCGUGACGCCCACGCCGGCCAUCGGGUCCAUCGUGGGCUCCUCACUGGCCUCGGCCACCCCCGGCCUCAGUGCGGCCCUUCCUUCUAGCGUGAUCGGGACAGUGGGGGUCGAGAACAGGGUCGAGACAGGGACGGGGGGGUCCCGAGGUUCUAGUUCGUACGGGGGUGUGCGAGUUAAGACCACUGCGACCAAACAGCCGCCUGCGACGCCGGCGACGGUGAGUACGGAGUCGGCCUAUACCGGCGAGGGGUUUAAUCCGACGACGACGCCGAACUGUUACUCGGCUGACGCUCCUUCUACGGUAAAGCUAAGGAUUCAAGAGUUUGAGCGGCACACAUGUGCACCGGCACACGUGUGUCACCGUGGCUCGGUGGCCGACAGGCGCUUUGCUUCAAGACCAGUAUUCCAUGACAGGUAUUCCCACAACCAUGGCAGGUAUCAGGGCCAUUACCCACAAAGUCACUAUCCUCAAAAUCAGCACGCUCAGGAGGGGGAACGGGAUCACUUCGUGAUGGAGUUGGGUGAGGAAGACUUCAGCAGUGCCGUGCGCAGACUGUCUGAAAAGGACAGCGUCUUCUAUCCCGACCUUCACACCCCCCGCUCUCUACCGGUCGCACCGGAAUCAUGGGGUCCCGAGCCUUCGGCUCCAGAAUCCUGGACUCAGGACUCGCGCCCACGACCUCUCCCAACCAACACUGCGCAGUUCACCCGGUCCGCCGUCGAACUGCCACCGGCCCCCCACCGUCCUGUCACCCGGAUACGCUGCAGACAGUCGUCCAGGUCCAACGACUACAACCUGGCCCACUUCAUGAUGCGAGGCAAAAUCGGCAGCAAUGGAAGCAGAGUUCAGAACAACGGAAGCAGAGUUCCGAACAACGGGUAA